Ruditapes philippinarum (Manila clam) is the source of this 871-nucleotide messenger RNA. Its product is annotated as laminin subunit alpha-2-like. Lineage: Eukaryota; Metazoa; Mollusca; Bivalvia; Venerida; Veneridae. Bases 90 to 743 code for a protein of 217 amino acids. The record is from RefSeq and is a predicted model, not a curated record. The transcript is spliced from 5 exons.
UGUACUAUUUAGAUACAAUUUAUUUGCUUAAUAAUAACAAGUAUAUUUAAAUUGUUUGAAAUAUCUAAUUUAAGUAGAUAAUACGAAAAAUGCUUGUUUCUGAGAUGAUUAGUACGAUCUAUGUUUUGUUAUUUACCUUGAUAAUUUACUGCGAAGGAAGAAGUUCGCGUCGUGAUCGUUCUAUAUGUUCUGGGUCUUCGAAGAUCGACAUACAGACGAGCUAUGGUGUCAAAAUCGAGCCAUUUGAUCAAAGCAAUGUAUAUAUAGACUCACUCUCAGAACCCUUCGAGGACAGGCAUUCACUGAGAUUUGAAUUCAAGACAACUUCCGGUAACGGCACGUUAUUCUAUGCAGUCAGGCGGAACGACCUUCAAGACAUGGUUUCCGGUAGUCUGCACGAAGGUUACCCACAGUUCAAGAUCAGAUGCAUGAGUUCUUUCGCUGACUUUACGAUUCCAGUUCGAGUUGAUGACGGAGAAUGGCAUAGGGUGCGAUUCAUCAGACGGCACGGAAAAGGUAUAUUUCUCGUAGAUGAAUUAGAGUACUUCGAACAGUAUUACGUCAGUUGCGGGGGCUUUACGUCAAUCAAUUUCGGCAACAGAAACCCGGCGCACUAUCAAUCUAAAAGUGUAAAAGAAUUACAGGGCAAGGAUGGACAGAUGGACGGUUGUAUACGGAGGUUUCACAUCAGUACGGGAAUAGACGCCCAUCCACACUACACUACUGUGUCCGAGUGUAACUGAAGAGGGAAUCUGUAAUAUAGCCACGUGGUCGUUUUUGUAGAACUUACUCUUCGUUCGUAUCCAAUUACGACUUGAGAAUGAAAAAAAAAAAACUAUUGACAGUUCCGGAGAUAACCGGUAGUAGUCCA